AAGGCCCAAUACGGGCCCAAUGACAAACCCUCGUUUCAUAUAUUUUAACUUGGCUCCGAUCCGAUCAUCGGUGAAACAAGUCCAACCCUCCGGCGACUAUGGAUUUACAGCAAACGCAGCGGUGCUGGAAACUUGAACUCGAGGUUUUAGAUAGCGAUUCUUCAUGGAUCAGUGGAUUUGACCCUUCCAAGAAGAAGAAGAAGAAGAAGAAGAGCAAGCCUCUGGUACGCGAAGGCGACAUCUUGUUCCAGAAAGGAGGACACUUUUUGGAGGAUAAUGCACCACCCCGUCAAUCUUGCCAGAACUUUGAUGAGCCAGAUUAUGGCUACAAGGAGCUCUUGAGUAGGGCGUUUGAUAGGCUUCGUGAUGACGAUCUUGAGGCUUCUACAGAAAGGCCAAGAACAGUAAUGAUGCCUCCUCAGCUCCUUGCACAAGGGACGGUUACAGUUUGUUUAAACUUUGCUGAUCUCUGCAGAACGAUGCAUAGGAAGCCGGAUCAUGUCAUGAAAUUCUUGCUUCUCCAAAUGGAUACAAAAGGAUUGUUGAACAAACAGCAACGGCUAGAGAUGAAGGGUUUAGUGUCUCAUAGGGAUUUUCAAGCUGUGUUACGGAGAUACAUUGAUGCGUUCGUAAUCUGCAUUUGCUGCAAAAGUCCUGACACAGCUCUCGGGGAAUAUGAUGGUCUCUUCACUCUCAGAUGUGAGAUGUGUGGUUUAGCAGCAUUGAUCGAUGUACCAAGUCCCCUAUGAAUAACUCAUCAAGAUGUGGAACUUAUAGAGCCACCUGCUGGCCAAGGUUCCGCUGUCAGGAUUAUAGUGAGUUCUUGUAUAUGCAACCUUUUCUGACUUUGUUAGUCAGUUGUACAAUCUUGAACCAGUCCAGAAGAUGUUUUUCUUUACAAUACUAAUUAAACUUGAACCAGAAGAUGUUUUCCUGAGAGAUAUAGGGAUGAGAUAAAACUCUGGAAAACAUUUCUGAGAUGUUGUUUUUACUGUAUGCCUAAUGGAAGUUCGUUAAUGUUAA
Messenger RNA from Camelina sativa (false flax), 1023 nucleotides. The record is from RefSeq and is a predicted model, not a curated record. Lineage: Eukaryota; Viridiplantae; Streptophyta; Magnoliopsida; Brassicales; Brassicaceae.